Astyanax mexicanus (Mexican tetra) is the source of this 5112-nucleotide messenger RNA. RefSeq names its product melanocyte inducing transcription factor b (gene mitfb). The record is from RefSeq and is a predicted model, not a curated record. Gene Ontology annotation, biological process: regulation of transcription by RNA polymerase II; melanocyte differentiation. The transcript has 10 exons. Gene Ontology annotation, molecular function: DNA-binding transcription factor activity, RNA polymerase II-specific; protein dimerization activity; RNA polymerase II cis-regulatory region sequence-specific DNA binding. Lineage: Eukaryota; Metazoa; Chordata; Actinopteri; Characiformes; Acestrorhamphidae. Gene Ontology annotation, cellular component: nucleus. The coding region runs from base 190 to 1713 and encodes 507 amino acids.
GGUGCAUUAUGGGAGUUGUAGUUUUUGAGCGCGCUCUCCCCCGCUAUCCGCCGCUCCCCGCGCGCCCCCGCAGACUACAGCAGCGCGAGCGGAGCGCGCGGAGCGGAGCGGGGCUGACUGACAUCACGGCGGCUGGCACUCCGCGCGCACAGAGCUGGAGUUACGAGGUGUUGUUGUUGGGAGUUCGGGAUGCAGGGCGAGUCCGGGAUCGUGGCGGAUUAUGAGGAGGAGCUUCCCCCAGAACCCAAAACCUACUACCAGCUGAAGAGCCAGCCAAUCAGCAGCAGUAGUCCGGUUGAUCAUGGGGCGAGUCGGUCGGCGGUGGGUUCGAGGACAUUGCUUAGGCAGCAGUUGAUGCGGGAGCAGUUGGAGGAGGAGGAGCGGAGGGAGGAGCAACAGCGCCGGCAGGACCCGCCCUACGCCCACCAAGUCCCCGCCCACAGCGCUGCCAUCAACGUCAACACCAUGCCCACUGCCACACACGUGCCCAUGGAGGUGCUGAGGGUAAAGACUCAUCUAGAGAAUCCAACUAAGUAUCAUAUUCAGGAGUCUCAGCGGCAGCAGGUGAAGGCGUACCUGUGCACUACGCUGGGAGGGGGCGUGGCCUCUCAGGUGGUGAGUUUGCCGUGUGCAGGUCAGGCCUCUGAUCCCGGGGUGAUGCCUCCGGGCAACAGCGCCCCCAACAGCCCCAUGGCCUUACUGACCCUCAACCCCCACUGCGAGAAAGAGAUGGAUGAAGUCAUCGAUGACAUCAUCAGUUUGGAAUCGAGUUACAGUGAGGACAUGCUCGGACUGUCUCUGGAUCCUGGACUUCAGAUGAACAACACGAUUCCAGUUUCCCCAAACCUGCUGGAUCUGUACAGUAACGCGGGUAUAGCGCCCCCUGGCCUCUCCACCAGCACCUCCUGCCCCGCCAACCUGCCCAACAUCAAAAGGGAAUUUUCCAUUACUCCGUUGCCGGGGGUGAUGCAUGUGAUGGAGAAGCCGGGAUCGUGUGGGAAGUUUGAGAAUUAUCAAAGGUCUGAGGGGUUUCCUGUAGAGGCUGAAGUUCGAGCUCUCGCUAAAGAACGACAAAAGAAGGACAACCAUAACCUGAUUGAAAGGCGACGGAGAUUCAACAUCAACGACCGAAUCAAAGAACUCGGAACCCUGAUCCCCAAAUCAAACGACCCGGAUAUGCGCUGGAAUAAGGGAACUAUACUGAAGGCGUCGGUUGAUUAUAUCAGGAAACUGCAGAGAGAUCAGCAGCACCACCGAGACCUGGAGAACCGCCAGAGAAAACUGGAGCACGCCAACCGCCACCUGCUGCUCAGAAUACAGGAGCUGGAAAUGCAGGCCCGGGCUCACGGAUUGGCCAUAGCCUCGUCCAAUCUCUGCAGUCCGGAACUCUCCGCCCGUCCCGUUAAACAGGAGCCGACACGGGGGGACUGCUCUCAGGACACGUACCUCCCCCCGCACCCCCACCAGUGCCCCCUGCAGGCCGACGAGGUACCUGCCCGUUCCACCGACAGCACCGCCACCGCCGACCCAGCCUCCUACAGAGCCGUCGCCACGGCAACCGCCACCAAGCUGGACAACAUGCUGAUGGAUGCUGAGGCGCUGUCGCCCGCGGCAACCGGCGACCCCCUGACAUUCCCCGCAUCUCCGGGGGCGUCCCAGGACAGCAGCCGCAAGAGCAGCGUUAGCAUGGAGGAGUCCGAGCACGACUGUUAGCGCUCCCGUCUAACUCCGCCCACAACCCAGAAACCCCGCCCCGACCUGCCAAAUAUAGCACCAUGUGACUCCGCCCCCCUCAGAUCUCCUUAUAUUUUAUAUUUAACCUCUGCAGACCCGAGUGAAGGUCAGUAACCUUUACAGACUCCGCCCACUUUAAUCUGCAUAAAUAUUAAUAACAGUAAAAUCUGGGGUUCUUAACCUUUAUCACUUUAUAGGGUUUAAAUAAUUACGCUCUUCUUCACUGUUUAUCACAUGAAUAUUAAUCAGCGCAAAAAACACAAACUUUAAUUUUAAAUUUACAAAGAAAACAACAAUCUAUAAUUUUAAUUUUAGGUUUAUUUUAGCAGAAAUAGAUGAUAUAUCAACAAAAACACACAUUAAAUAAAUGUUUUAAUUUAAUUUGUAUUUGAUUAGGUGACAUUUUAUUUGGUCAGGCGUUUCUUGUUGUUGGUCUCCAGGAUCUCAGGGGUGAUUUUAUCUUCACUUCUACAGAAAAUCUUCAGAUCCUGAAGGUUUUAAUGUUGCUGAGAACUCAAAGUUUGAGCUCCUUUUCAGAUUUUAUAUAUGAUCAAGAUCUGGAGGUUCAGCCUCUCCAGAAUCUGAAUGUGCUUCUCCUUUAUUGGUCGUAUAUUUUUGGGUCAUUGUCAUGCUGAAAGACCCGUUCACGCCUCCAUAACAAAGCAAGAUUGAAAUACAUAUUUAUAUACCCAUAUAUUUAAACAUUGGUUUGACAUCACAAGGCCCGAUUUUAAUAAAGUUACUUACUAAUCAUAUUACUAUUUUUUCAUGCGAUUCCUAAACUGCCGCUCGAGCGCAACGGUAAAAUCCCAACCAACUCUGAAUCUUUUUUAGUUUAGUCAGUUGCUAAGCAACAGCUCACCAGUUUGCCAGUUUUGGUUGCUCAGACUAGAAGAGAGUUAUUGUAAUUCAGUAUAUUUAGCAUGUAGUUAAAUUUAUUAAAAUUUAUAAAAUUCAGUAAAGAUGGUGAUUACAGUUUGGUGUUUAUCAUUGUCCCUCAUCACCCCCCCCCCCCCCCCACAGGGGGCGGAGUCAGGACCCCCGGGUUAAUAACCCCUGAUAUAAAGCAAUUAUUAUAAAAUGAUUAACAUCAGACGUACAGCAUGUACAGAAGUGUGAUAUAAUAUGAAUUAGAAUUAGUAUUAGAGUUACGGGGGUUUGAGUUAAAGUAGUUUUAUUAAUCUGAGUUUAAUUAAGUUAUAAAUCAGACUGGUUUGUGUCGUUUGCUGUGAAUCUGUUAGAUCUGACUCUGACACUCAGUAUUUAUGAUGAGAUAUAAAUAUUUGUAGUAUUUCGGUGGAAAAGCUGCAGAAAUAUCAGUUAUUUUAUUUUAGAUUCAUCCGGCAGAUUUUUACCAUUGUGUGGAGAAUAUGCCCCACUUCACUUUAAUAUUAAAGGAGAAAUUAUUCUGAGUUAGCACUUUUAGCAUAGCAAUGCUAAUCCUAUUUUAUCUGUAGAGUAAAAUCGAUUUUCCUUUUAUUUGCUUUUAUUUUUAUGAAUUGUAAAUACUUUUAAAGUUUUUCUUUGUUUAUAUUGUUAGAUCUGAUGUAAAAUUUCCAAGUUUUAAAGAUUUGAAACGACAAAUUCUGAUAUUUCUGUGAAUUCUAACCCUCUUUGUGGAUACGGGGAUUAUGGGGGAUAUUAGAUGCUUUUAUUGUGUUGAAUUAUGACUGUAUGAUAUAUAAAUUAUAAGCUGUGUUGUUACUGUAUAUUUACACUGUUAUUAAUGUAAAAUGUAGCAGAAGUUAAUAAGCCUUUAAUAACCGGUGCGUUUCUGCAUCUAUGCAACCAAUCAGAUUUAAGUUCAGACACUUAGUAGCUAAUCUGUGCACUGGAAACCUGCUGCAUUACAUUUCCUGCAUCUUAAUCUGUGGAACCGGUUUAAUGUAUUUAAACCGGUUCCAGUAAAACAGGCUUUUGAUCAUCUCCUCGUCUUCGCCCACCAAUUUCCCACCAAUCCCAAAAUGAUUCCCCUAGCCAAAACACCAGCCAGCCUAACGUACAGCUUCCAAACAUGGUGGAGGUAGUUUUAUCUACAGCUCACAGUGAGAUCUAACCAAGAUAAAGUACAGAUAUUCAUUUUUUAUACAAUAUUGUGUAAUAUAUGCUAAAUAUGACUUAUUUCAUUAAUAUGCUUUAAAAUGUGCAGGUAUAUAAAUCACUACUGACCCCCUGAUGAUCAAAUCCUCACAGCAAAGUUCUGAAGUAGAGUCUAAUACUCUUUAUUACAGCAAACAACACUGGAUAAGGUGUCCAAAUACUUUUGGACGGGUAAUGCAGUAAAUACAAUGCAGCACAACAAUUAAACCAUUCCAGAGUUUAACCACAGAGCCUUAAACCAUAACCUCAAUCCUUAAUCCGUAUUUAUCAAUCAUAAUCCUCAAUCUUUAAACCUCAAUAAGUAAACCUUAAUCAUCAAUUCUUAAUCCUCAAUCUUUAAACCUCAAUCAAUAAGUACACCUUAAUUAUCAAUUCUUAAUCCUCAAUCAUCCACCCUUAAUCACCAAUUCUUAGUAUUUAAACCUUAAUCCUUAAUGCUCAACCAUUCAUCUUUAAUCCUCAAUCAUCAGUCAGUAAUCCUUAAUCAUUAAACCUUAAUCAUCAAUCAUCAUUUGUUAAUCCUUAAACCUUGACUAUCAAUCCUUAAUCUUCAGGUCUUAAUCCUCAAACUUUAAACCUCAAUUCUUAAUCCCUUAAAAAUGAAUCAUACUAGAUACGAGACUCAAUCUCUAGUUAUGAGAGAACCGAACCACGGCGUCCGAGUUUCCUGCAGUCAUCAGACCGUGUUAGAGACAUAGUGGGCGUGGUCUUAAGUGGGCGUGGUCUUAAGUGGGCGUGGUAUCAAGCCGUUUCUGACUGAAUGUUUUAGCAAUAAUUUGAUCAGAUGCUGAUCAGAUCUCGAGGUGCACAAAUCAUACAAAUCUUAAAUUUUUAAUAAUAAUAAUAAUAAUAAUAAUAAUAAUAAUAAUAAUAAUAAUAAUAAUAAUGAUAAUAAUAAUAAUAUCUGAAUGAAGGAUUGCAGGGUUUAACGAAAACGUCUCACUCUUUAAAUAACCACUACAUCAUUUUUCACGCUCUGUUCUGAUUGGUGGAUUUAUUCUAAUUAAACUGUAACUUUAAGCUCAAUCACGAAUGUUAUGGAUCAGCUGAUUCAUACCGGUUGGGUUCUGUUACGGGUUCUCUUGGUCUUCCUCACACUGCCUGUAUGAAAUCCGGAGAUUGUAUUUUGCAUUUUUAACUCUUUGAUGUCAGUCUGUGUUUAUGGUGGUGAAGAGCGCCGCCUGCAGGUUUACGGCCGAUACGUGUUUUUGGUUUUGAACUUUUUUUAGUGAAGGUUUUAAAUUGUUCUGAAUAUUAAAGUAUCUGGAAUGAUUUUCA